This is a messenger RNA of Brenthis ino (lesser marbled fritillary), 219 nucleotides long. The record is from the annotation of a GenBank genome assembly. NCBI's taxonomy places the organism in Eukaryota, Metazoa, Arthropoda, Insecta, Lepidoptera, Nymphalidae.
AUGCCGUGUCGAAGUCGCGUGAUGAGACCCAUUAAGUCUCGGCGCAAGUCACCGAGCUGCGCCGUGUGCCAGGCGACCUGCUUCGCAAGUGAUAAACUACUCCGAAAUAACAAAAUAAAACAGAAAACAUUCAAAGCGGGCAAGAAGCGCGAUACGAAACAGCAAGCUAAGCAGCAGCUGACUAUGAGCGCAUGCCCGGUGUGGCCUUGUAGAGGCGUG